AUGCAUAAUACGCCCACUGUAUACUACGAAACGUCUCGCCCCUCCAAUUUCUUCUUCUGGUCGAUCAUUUUGUUUUCAUGUCAAUGUGACCUACUCUUCCUGUACAAUAAAAUGUUCUCAUGCGUUGUCCAAAUCCAUAUGAAGCCACCUAUACCCCCAAAGGUGACUCUCAUCUUUCCUGGGCACGCUCUUGGCUCUCUGGUUCUUGCUUUCUCAAUCACCCGGCCCGAGAUGCUCUUCAAGACGGCAUUUGUAUCUCUUUUUAUCUAUGCGGUGCCCUCGCCAGUUGGCGCAGCACCAGUCGCCAAGCUCUCAAAGCGGCAGGGAAUUACCACUCUCUCGACCGCGGCCAUUCAGACAUUCAGACCAUACACCCAUUUCGCGAGCACAGCGUUCUGCAAGCCCUCGACAACGAUUAACUGGAGCUGUGGAGUUAAUUGCAAUGCCAACCCUGAUUUCAUCCCGACUGCGUCAGGAGGCGAUGGCGCUUCUGUCCAGUUUUGGUACGUCGGAUAUUCACCUUCUUUGGAGACCGUCAUCGUCGCGCAUCAAGGGACCGAUUUUUCGAAGGUCCGAGCGAUCGCAACAGAUGUCAACAUAUUCAUGAAAAACUUCGACUCAACGCUCUUCCCCGGGGUAAGCUCCUCCGUGAAGGUUCAUAGUGGGUUCGCGAACGCGCAGGCGAGGACUGCGGCGACCAUUCGCUCAGCUGUGGAGACUGCGAUCUCAGCGCAUUCAGCUGUGAAAGUCACAAUCGUUGGACAUUCUCUUGGUGCUGCCCUCGCUCUCCUCGAUGGCGUCUACCUGCCGCUGCAUAUCACUGGCGUCUCUUUCCAGGUUAUUACAUACGGAAUGCCACGAGUUGGUAAUCAAGCGUUCGCAAACUAUGUCGAUGCCCACCUUUCUUUGACACACAUCAAUAACCGGGAGGAUAUCGUGCCCAUCGUCCCCGGUCGUUUCUUGGGAUACCAUCACCCGUCCGGUGAAGUUCACAUUCUGGACAACGGACAGUGGGUCUCCUGCCCGGGACAGGAUAACACGAGCACCCAAUGCAUUGUUGGAGCUGUCCCGAACAUUUUCGCGAGCUCACCCAUGGACCACAUAGGCCCUUAUGAUACCAUCACCAUUGGCUGCUGA
Molecule: messenger RNA, 1137 nt
Organism: Cyclocybe aegerita
Lineage: Eukaryota; Fungi; Basidiomycota; Agaricomycetes; Agaricales; Hemipholiotaceae
Source: the annotation of a GenBank genome assembly